This is a messenger RNA of Mus caroli (Ryukyu mouse), 2708 nucleotides long. It is a transcript of the gene Ggt7, whose product is annotated as gamma-glutamyltransferase 7. Gene Ontology annotation, biological process: glutathione catabolic process. Lineage: Eukaryota; Metazoa; Chordata; Mammalia; Rodentia; Muridae. Gene Ontology annotation, molecular function: glutathione gamma-glutamate hydrolase. Gene Ontology annotation, cellular component: plasma membrane. The record is from RefSeq and is a predicted model, not a curated record.
GCGCCCCCUCCCGGCUGUCCAGGAGCUCAGACCCCGCCCUCCGCCCUCGCACCCCCCUCUUCACUGCCACUUCCGGCAGGCGCUGCGCUGCUGGGGGUUAGGGCGAGGAUGGCGGCUGAGAACGAGGCUAGCCAGGAGAGCGCCCUAGGCGCCUACUCACCAGUGGACUAUAUGAGCAUCACCAGCUUCCCGAGGCUGCCGGAGGACGAGCCAGCGCCUGCGGCCCCACUGAGGGGCCGUAAGGACGAGGACGCCUUCUUGGGAGACCCGGAUACUGACCCGGACUCCUUCCUCAAGUCUGCCCGGCUUCAGCGGCUGCCUUCGUCGUCAUCGGAGAUGGGCAGCCAGGACGGGUCACCAUUACGGGAGACUCGCAAGGACCCAUUCUCAGCUGCUGCAGCAGAGUGUUCUUGCCGCCAGGAUGGGCUCACGGUCAUUGUCACCGCCUGCCUCACUUUUGCCACCGGUGUCACCGUGGCGCUGGUCAUGCAAAUCUACUUCGGGGAUCCCCAGAUCUUCCAGCAGGGUGCUGUGGUGACGGAUGCCUCCCGUUGCACGGCGCUGGGCAUGGAGGUGCUCAGUAAACAGGGCUCUUCAGUGGAUGCAGCUGUGGCCGCAGCCUUGUGUUUGGGGAUUGUGGCUCCACACAGUUCUGGCCUGGGCGGUGGGGGCGUGAUGUUGAUACAUGAUAUCCGGAGGAAUGAAAGCCACCUAAUUGAUUUCCGGGAGUCUGCACCUGGGGCCCUCCGAGAAGAGACCCUGCAGAGAUCCUGGGAUACCAAGUGACCUGGUCUCCUCUCUCCCUCGCCUGCCCGCCUCGCCCAGCCUGGGCUCUUGGUGGGGGUCCCCGGAAUGGUGAAAGGGCUACAUGAAGCUCACCAGCUCUAUGGCAGGCUGCCCUGGUCCCAAGUCCUGGCCUUCGCAGCAGCUGUGGCCCAAGAUGGCUUCAACGUGACCCAUGAUCUAGCUCAUGCCUUGGCUGAGCAGCUGCCUCCCAAUGCAUCUGACCGCUUCCUGGAUACUUUCCUGCCACUGGGUCACCCACCCUUGCCUGGCUCCCUGCUGCGACGGCCUGAUCUCGCCGAGGUACUGGAUAUACUCGGCACUUCUGGCCCUGCUGCCUUCUACAACGGUGGCAACCUCACACUGGAGAUGGUGGCUGAGGCUCAGCACGCAGGCGGUGUCAUAACCGAGGAGGACUUCAGCAACUAUAGUGCUCUCACGGAGAAGCCUGUGUGUGGAGUGUACCGAGGCCACCUGGUUCUCAGUCCCCCACCCCCGCACACAGGCCCGGCCCUCAUCAGUGCUCUCAACAUCCUGGAGGGCUUCAACCUCACCAGCCUGGUGUCCCGUGAGCAAGCGCUUCACUGGGUAGCAGAGACCCUGAAGAUUGCAUUGGCCCUGGCUAGCAGACUGGGAGACCCUGUCUAUGAUUCUACCAUCACUGAGAGCAUGGACGACAUGCUCAGCAAGGUGGAGGCCGCCAACUUCCGGGGCCACAUCAGUGACUCUCAGGCAGCCCCUGCCCCACUCCUGCCUGUCUAUGAGCUGGACGGGGCUCCCACUGCUGCCCAGGUGCUGGUCAUGGGCCCUGAUGACUUCAUCGUAGCCAUGGUCAGCUCCCUGAACCGGCCUUUUGGAAGUGGCCUCCUCACUCCCUCCGGGAUCCUUCUCAACAGCCAGAUGCUAGACUUCUCCUGGCCCAACAGGACAGCUAACCACUCUGCACCCAGCCUGGAGAACUCGGUACAGCCAGGGAAGCGGCCCCUCUCUUUCCUUCUGCCCACUGUAGUCCGACCAGCAGAAGGGCUCUGUGGGACCUACCUCGCUCUGGGGGCCAACGGAGCUGCUCGAGGCCUCAGUGGCCUGACCCAGGUUCUACUGAAUGUCCUGACCUUGAACAGGAACCUGAGUGACAGCCUGGCCCGAGGACGCCUACACCCAGACCUGCAGUCCAACCUCCUGCAGGUCGACAGUGAGUUCACUGAGGAAGAGAUUGAGUUCCUGGAAGCCAGGGGUCACCACGUGGAGAAGGUAGAUGUCUUAUCCUGGGUCCACGGCAGUCGGAGAACCAACACCUUCAUCAUCGGUGUGAAGGACCCUCGGAGCCCGGAUGCAGCUGGAGCCACCAUCCUGUAGAGCAUUGGGCUGGGCGGGAUCUCUGCUCCCCGCCUUUGCAUGUUCCCAGAGUCCCUCUUUCUCCCAGGUUUGGUCUCAGGGGGACCCCAUGGAUGCCUCAGAUCAGGGGCCAGAGGGGAUGCUUAGCAAACCCUAUCCCAGAGUAACUGGAAAAUUCUCCAGCUGGAGGCCUUUGGUGGGAAUGAUGACAUCAGUGUCCGUGACCAGACAGGCAGGACCUUGAGGAGUCAGAUUGUCUGUCUCCUCUCCUCUUUCAGCCAUGCUAUCCUUGAGCUUAGGGAUGUGCUUGCAAACCCUUCUCAAGGGUCUCACAAUCUCAACACCUUCAGACUGGUCUGACCUAGGCCUUGUCUUCCAGCUCCCUUUUCCUGUAUCUGGCCCCAUUUCUUAAGUGACUAGGAUUUUUUUUAAAAAAUGGCCAUUAUAGGGAGAGGUAAUCCUCCCCUUCCACCGGGUUGAGGCAGGGGCCUUGCAUUUGAAGGUCCCCAGGCAGCCAAGCAGGGGUGGGGUGGGUAUCAGCUCAGGGGCUUCCAUUUGCAAUGGGGAAUUAAAGAAAGAAUAUUGCUUAA